Messenger RNA from Beta vulgaris subsp. vulgaris (sugar beet), 2327 nucleotides. RefSeq names its product (E,E)-geranyllinalool synthase. Gene Ontology annotation, biological process: diterpenoid biosynthetic process. The transcript is spliced from 10 exons. The coding region runs from base 259 to 2040 and encodes 593 amino acids. Gene Ontology annotation, molecular function: terpene synthase activity; magnesium ion binding. The record is from RefSeq and is a predicted model, not a curated record. Lineage: Eukaryota; Viridiplantae; Streptophyta; Magnoliopsida; Caryophyllales; Amaranthaceae.
ACUAAGAAAUGUCAAUAUACCAUUUUCAGGGAAGAAUUAGUGGACAGGUAUCACUAUCCUUCGUUGCUUUCAUACUUGGAGGUGUUGCCUUCGUCGUAUCAAAUUGAGGAGGCAACUAUAACAAAAUAUUUGAGUGGCGAUGGUUCCUUGUACCAGUCACCUGCAGCCACAGCAGCCGCAUACAUUGCAACUAAAAACCCAGAAACGCUGUCAUACCUGCGCAACCUCGUACGAAAUUGUAGUCAAGGAGUUCCUUCCAUGUAUCCCAUAGAUGAGGAUAGCAUAAAGCUCAAGAUGGUCAAUCACCUGCAAAAAUUAGGGUUGUCUGACCAUUUCAAUGGUGAGAUCAAAGCAAUGUCAGAAGAAAUAUAUAGCCACUAUAUUGAACAAGAAGCAGUACAACAAGACUUGAUACCAGCAGAUAUCUUCAAGAGCUCCUUAGCAUUUGAAGUACUUCGACUUCAAGGAUACAAAGUUUCUCCAGGGAAGUUUUGUGGGUUCCUCAAUGACGAAAGUGCUCUUCAACAUAUUAAAGACAACAGUGAGAUGUUUGGUAGCGUACUCUACAGCCUCUAUAGAACAACGAAUCUUAUGUUCGAGUCAGAAGAAGAGCUAAGAGAAUUGAGAUCAUUUUCAAGAAGUUUGCUUGCAGAAUGCUGCUUAAGUAGUAAGCCUAACAAUGAUGGUAUCAUGAUGUGGCCGCAUCUCCAAGAAGGGAUUGAAAGCGAACUCCUGGUUCCUUGGAUGGCUCGCAUGGAGCAUUUAGAUCAUAGGAAGUGGAUUGAAGGAAACGAGGAGAGCCCUCUUUGGUUAGGCAAAGCCUCAUUUUAUAGGAUAUCAUGCCUAGAUAACAUGGAUUUGCUUCAACUUGCUAAACAAAAUUAUGAGUACCGACAAAUGGUUUACAAAAAAGAGUUAGUAGAGCUCAUAAGGUGGUCCAAAGUUUGGGGCCUUACAGAUAUGGGCUUUGCAAGAGAGAAAACCACGUAUUGCUACUUUGCUAUUGCCUCUAGCUCAGACUUUCACUACGAUUCCGACAUUCGACUAGUUGUAGCAAAGAGUGCUGUGCUCAUCACCGUAUUUGAUGACUUCUUUGAUAUGGAAGGAUCACUUGAUGAUUUGCAAACCCUUGCAGACGCAGUGCAAAGAUGGGAUAACAAAGACUUGAAAAGUCAUAGCAAGAUCUUAUUUGACGUCCUUGAUAACUUUGUGGAUGAAGUAGCAAAGAAAUAUCAUGACCAACAUAAAUUCGACAUAACCAAUAAUCUUCGAAAAAUGUGGUAUGAAGUGAUUGCUUCAUGGUUAACUGAAGCAACAUGGAGCAAAACUGGGGAAAUUCCAUCAAUGGCUUCCUACUUAGAUACUGGGAUGAUAUCUAUAGCUGCACAUGUAUUGGUUCUUCAAGCAUCAUGUUUUACGCCUUCAAACUCUAAUACUUGUCAUCACAGUCUUAACCCCUCUCAAUAUGAAGCAAUUACAAAGCUCCUAAUGACAUCGUGUCGUUUGUUGAAUGACAUCCAGAGCUAUGAGAAAGAGGUCAAGGAUGGAAAACUCAACUCAGUAUUGCUACACUUAAAAGAAAACCCGAAGGCUAAUAUUGAAGAUGCAGUUAAUUAUGUAGAAAACAUACUUGAAGAAACCAAAAUGAAAUUGCUUGAACAUGCCUUAACGAUGGAUGGAAUUGAUGAUAGUUUUCCAAGACCCUGCAAGAUGUUGCACUUAUCAGCACUAAAAGUGUUUCAAAUGUUCUUUAACUCCGCCAACCAUUUCGACUCAAAAGAAACCCUUCUUAAUGACAUCAACAAGGCUAUAUUUGUUCCUUUUGAAGAUCAUACUUCUUUCAAUCUUCCAAAGCCUCUAACAUUUCCUUCUCGUUCAAAGAAAAUGCAUUCAGUGGUCAAUUCUGUUUACAGCAUAAACUUGAAAAACUAUAGCAAGAGCACAAAAUUGACGAUGCAUCAGAUUCCUUUCAGUAUAGCGCUGAAAAGCCAUCAAUUAAGGAUGAAGAUACCACCUUGCACCUUACGUUUUGCUUGUUGAUAUAUUGGUUUAAGGGUAAACGUUUUUAUGCUCAAAUCUAAUCUCCCACAAGUUUCAAUACCAUUUGUGUGUCGUUGACACCAUAGUAAUAAAAACUAAAGUAAUAAAUUGUGUGACGGAAGAUUUAGCUUCAAAUUCUUAAACGAACGCCUCAGAGUACAUAGGUGUGAUAGAUUGAUGGAAACACACUAAUGUACUUGUCUUGGAAAGGACUAGUAUUGUUAUAUAGCUUAUGUAUACAUGAAACUAUAAUAAAUAAAUAUAAAUUAGUGAUGUAAAUUAGCUCA